ACAAAUUUCAAUUAGCACUGACACCAACAGACACUCGCUACAGCUCGAGAAGUGAUCAAAACGCACGAAAGUCUUCACAAUUCGUUCACAAAGCGAGCGAUUCACGCCCGGUCGCAUGGUCGCUUCUCUAUGCGCUAUAAACUGCGAUUUUGUCUUCUCGUCUUGUUUAUCGCUUGCGAAUUAGAGUUUGUGGUGAAUGAAAGAGAGGGAUGUGAUGGAUUUGCGGUGUUUGCUGCGCUUGCGGCUUGUUUUUCAGGCGAAAUGGAUUCGGUUCAUGGUGGCGCUCGCGCACAUUCGCCGGAUAACGAACUGGGUGGUGAGGAUAGGUCUCCACAAGCGUACGGUGUGCACUCAGAAUUGAUGGCGCCGACGCAUGACUCGGAUGUGACCGGGCUGAGAGAACACGCGGAUGGCGCGGACUUGUACGACGGAGCCGCGCGCGAUGGAUUUGACCCGAGCGGAAUCGACGCGGCUCUGUCAGGCGCGGAGUCGAUGUCGCAACCCGGGCAGUUCGACUCGCCGGAAGUUGGUACAGCUGAUCAAGGGUGUUUGGUUGGAGGUCGCGUUGCUAUGUCUGGAGUACCUGUAGCCAUCGAUGCGACGGGUUUGGAACAGAGCGAUGUGCAGCAGACGCACGACUUUGUGGGAAACAGCGGCCUGGUGACUCACAUGCAUGGAUCAUUGACAACACUCGUCAACUCGGAUUAUGCACUACAGUCGACGCAGCAAGUGCGUGCCUCAACGUAUCAAAUACUGCCGGAUACAUCAGUUGACAGCUUGAAUCCGGAUGCUACAGCACUUGAUCCAGGUGCUGACCAGGGUGACUGUGAUGGACGUUAUGAAGGCGAGCUAAGAGAGCAGGAUCGCUUUCUUCCUAUUGCCAAUGUGGCUCGAAUCAUGAAGAGAAAUAUUCCAAAGAGUGGAAAGAUCUCAAAAGAAGCAAAGGAAUGUGUACAGGAGUGUGUGUCGGAGUUUAUUAGUUUUAUCACUAGCGAAGCCAGUGAACGAUGUCAACAAGAGAAACGGAAAACCAUCAACGGCGACGACAUUCUCUACGCCAUGCAGACUCUUGGCUUUGACAAUUACAUCGAGCCACUACGAGUCUUCCUACAAAAUUACCGAGAGUUCAUGCGAGGCGAACGAGGCUCAAACCCAUCACAAAUGGGACUGGGAGACGACAUGGAAGACGUAGUAGAUGAACACAGCACGAUGUCAGGAGGUGCAGACACACCUAGUGGACAGGCAUUUCCUACUGGGCUCAUAGCAGAUCAUACUGGAAGCACACAGCCUCCUGCUUCGACUCCGAUUUUCACAACUCAGUAUGGUGUUACAACUCAGAUUACUCAAGCGAUGUCGUACUAGAUGAAGAAUAGAGCAGACGGUAUUACUUGUUUGCCUGCCAUGCUGUGUUGCGAGGGUGACUGUUGGUGGGCAUCAUAACAUUUGAGACUCUGUACAUUGUGAAGGCAUAGUCUACCAUAACGAUAAUAUAUCUGACUUAGACUCGUAUUGUAUAUUAUCUGAGUGAUCAUGUCACGCGGUUGUGUAUUUGGUCAUGCUCUCGUCACGCACACAGACAGACAGACAGACAGACACACACGCACGAACACAUGCACACACACACACACACACAUGUACACACAC
Messenger RNA from Corticium candelabrum, 1644 nucleotides. RefSeq lists its product as uncharacterized. The transcript is spliced from 8 exons. The record is from RefSeq and is a predicted model, not a curated record. The coding region runs from base 130 to 1362 and encodes 410 amino acids. NCBI's taxonomy places the organism in Eukaryota, Metazoa, Porifera, Homoscleromorpha, Homosclerophorida, Plakinidae. Gene Ontology annotation, molecular function: RNA polymerase II cis-regulatory region sequence-specific DNA binding; protein heterodimerization activity; DNA-binding transcription activator activity, RNA polymerase II-specific. Gene Ontology annotation, biological process: regulation of transcription by RNA polymerase II. Gene Ontology annotation, cellular component: CCAAT-binding factor complex; nucleus.